AUGUUUAAGCGGAGAACGGUGAACCAAAAGCCAUCAGUUAACUACUUGAUGUUGGGCAUGUUUAAGGACGGUGAGGAGAUUAGUUGUAAAUUCAACAACAUUGUUCCGACCAUAUCAGAGGUUGAGAAGCUUGGUGCGCGUGCAUACCGGCUUGACGGACGUGCACCACCAUCCCAAACACACCAAGAGGAGGAAAAUGAAUAUGCGAUUUUACCACAACACCUCCCCGUAUUGCCGCUGCCAAGAAAACUCAAAAGAACGAUGCUUCAAAAUCUCCACCGCACAAGAAGCCCGGAAGAUGUUGACGGCGGCAUUGCUUGGUCGAAGCCACCAACCACAAUCCCAAAAAAACCUACAGUUGGUCAAUCAUCUAAAAAAUCUGCUUCGGUGGUAGAUAAGCCAGUUCAAUCAAAGGAAAAAGAAAAAGCGGCUCCAAGUGUCCACCGCGUUCCUGUUGACGAUGUAUCAACCAGCACAUCAGUUGACCUCACAAGUUUGAGGCACGAACUUAAUCAAUUUAAGCAGGAAGUUGUUUUUUGCGAGCUCAAGGAUCUUCGCAAAACUAUUGAUAAAAAUUUCAAAAAAGUUUUGGAACAUGUCAAAGGGAAUCAAAACUCAGAAAAGGAUGAUGACAGUGAAACUCAAGUCCCUUUACAUGAUGGCAACUUACAUCAACAAGUGAUGAUUACAUGGACCAUGGUGACGAUACUCACAUGGAGGCGAUACGGGAGAAGGGUCUUGCCUUCGGAUAUUCAAGUCGGUAUUGGCAAUGAUAGCGGCGAUACGCUGAAAGCUUCAACCGAAGAGAUUGCGGAAGGAGGUGAUCAUUCAGGAGAACAGAAGACUUCGGUUGAACGUCCAGUGGAUCCAACAGAGGAAAAGGGCAUUGCACCGGAUAUUCAAUUUGAUAUUGGCAAUGAGAGCGGCGAUACGAUGGAAGCUUCAACCGAAGAGAUUGCAGAAGGAGGUGAUCUUUCAGGAGAACCGAAGACUUCGGUUGAACGUGCGGGGAAACAUACUAUGGAAGAGAAAAAAUGUUCUGAUGAUUCAAAUAAUUCUGAGAUGAUCGCACAGGUGCUAGCAAAUAUAGCAAAAUCAGAAAUGACUAACGAACAAGUUCAAGCAGAAAAACCCGAGGAAAACACCAGCUCAACUGUCUUAGAGGAACCCCAGGCAGCAGUUUCUAACGCGCAGCCGUUGUCUCAGUGGUUGUUGCCUGAUGAGUAUUUACCAAGCCAAACCCCAGGGAAAGAAAUCAUGUUACAUCCAUCAGUCACACGAGCUACACGCCCCAGUAAAUACAAGUCUUCACCGUUUGUGACAGAUUUUGGUAGUAGUUCGGGAAAGAAUCAUGUACAUGGGUUUGAAAAAAAAUAUCCAUUCCACAUAGAUCCCAUUACUAGUCCACUUGAUGUACAGAUGGUGAAUGAAUAUCGUACUUGGCUUCGAAACGGUCUCGCUUGUGAGGCACGAUAGCAAGUAUGUGUUUUUCUCAUAGUUUUACAUAUAGUGAUUCCGCAUGAUUUUUGUGAAUAAGUUGAGGUAUUUUGGUUUUUUUGUUGCCGCAGAAAGAACUACGAAGACCAUUACAAAAAAAAAAUGGCAGGUUUUGACAAUGGAGUCAAAUUCAAUUUUGGCAUCACAACUGUCAAUGAUAAGAACUGGUUUCUGUUAUCGAUGGAUGGUCAGCUUUGGAAUGACGAGGUGAUUUUUUAUCAGCAACGAUAUGCCUAUCAACUAGUUGUUUUACACAUGCACUUUGUGUAUUUUAGCUGUUGUGUAUUUUACAAAUACACAGCAGCUGGAAGUAUUUUCAGGACAUUCCUUCUGCUGUGUUUUUAUAAAAUACAGAGAGGUUCUGAAAUUUACAUUUUUGCUACUACAAUGCUGUUUUACGUAUUUGACUGUGAUCUAAUUUAUGUAUUUUUUAACAUAACCAGCACAUUGACGUCAUUUUCUAUUACUUUCG
Messenger RNA from Lycium ferocissimum, 1969 nucleotides. RefSeq lists its product as uncharacterized. The record is from RefSeq and is a predicted model, not a curated record. The transcript has 8 exons. Lineage: Eukaryota; Viridiplantae; Streptophyta; Magnoliopsida; Solanales; Solanaceae. Bases 1 to 1476 code for a protein of 491 amino acids.